This is a messenger RNA of Anastrepha ludens (Mexican fruit fly), 1133 nucleotides long. It is a transcript of the gene Ubc10, whose product is annotated as ubiquitin-conjugating enzyme E2-18 kDa. Lineage: Eukaryota; Metazoa; Arthropoda; Insecta; Diptera; Tephritidae. The record is from RefSeq and is a predicted model, not a curated record. The coding region runs from base 202 to 666 and encodes 154 amino acids. The transcript has a single exon.
GACAUUCUUGUCGAAAGGAGAAAAACACAGCGAAAAAAACAUCCAAAGAAACGUAAAGGUGGACAGACGAAAAUUACUUCUGGAAGUUUGCAAAAUUUCUGAAUUUUAUUUUGGAAAAUUUACCUACCAGAAAGUUGUGUGUGUGUGAACAUUUAAAAGUAACUGUUAAAGACCCAAGAACCGAAGAACGUGCAAACCGAUAUGACGGCACCGCGUAGACUUCGCAAAGAGCUGACCGAUCUUCAAGCUUGCGGUCUAAAAUCUUUCCGAGAGAUUAAUGCAGACGAGGAAAAUUUGCUGCGUUGGACAGGCUUGAUAGUGCCAGAUAAUGCUCCCUAUAAUAAAGGUGCAUUUCGAAUUGAAAUUAAUUUUCCAGCAGAAUACCCUUUUAAACCGCCAAAGAUAAUUUUUAAGACCAAAAUCUACCACCCGAACAUCGAUGAAAAGGGUCAAGUGUGCUUGCCAAUUAUAUCGACUGAAAAUUGGAAGCCUGCAACACGUACAGACCAAGUUGUUCAAGCAUUGAUUGCCCUAAUUAAUGAUCCUGAACCAGAACAUCCUUUGCGAGCCGAUUUGGCAGAAGAGUAUCUGCGGGACCGGAAGCGUUUUAUGAAGAAUGCCGAAGAGCACACCCGGAAGAAUAGCGAAAAACGGCCGACGGAUUAGAAUAAAGCGCUGCCAAAAAAUUAAAAUAUAUACACAUAUUUGAAAGUAGAAAAAAUAUAUACAUAUAUAAAUACGGAAAUAAAAGAAUGUAUCAUCAUUGGCGUUGAAGUGCACCUCCAGUCACGGGAGGCAUUGGUAAAAUUAUAUUAUUAAUAGCAAUAGCGGAGGGGAAGCGUGGAAUUUUUAGGUUAACGUGAAAAUGAAGUAUAUGCUGUUGCACAUUAUAUUCCUAUAAAUAAUGACCGACUAAUAUUAAAGAAACUUGCGUUAAAGAUAUCAAAGACAUUUUCUUUUUUUAGAUUCGUUUCAUUUAAAUUAAUGGUAAUUUACAAAUAAAUAUGUUUGUAUGUUCAAAAUACUAGAAACCAUAGUGAGAUGAAAUUGUGCCGAUUCCGCAUUUUGAAUACUGUCUGCCCUAUAUUCAAUGUGAAAAUUUGUGACUUAAAAUAAUAAAAGUAUGAAAAAUA